GUGCCUCACUGAUGAAAGUGAAAGUUCGUCAGAGCGACGGCAGAGCUGCAGUCCUGAAUAUUCUCUGUGUCUGAACUCACUUCAACUGUUUUUCCUCAAACACCGACUCAGAUUCAGCAAAAGAAUGGAGAAGAACACGUACUCUGCUGGAUCGGGACCUGGGCCUGGACCUGGGUCCAGCUCUGUGUCCAUGAAGAGUGACCGGUCAAAGGAUGAUCCUCUUUUUUUCAGACAAUCUACAGAUGGAAGGAUCCAGCAGCAGAGACCAGAACCCAGCUGUUUGUCCUUCAAGAGCGACCAGUCAAGGGACGAAUUCAUUUACUUUAAAGAUGUCCAUCCAUCUGCUGAUCAGAUAGUGGAACAGCAGAACUCAGAGGUUCCCAGCGCUCAGUCUGUCCAGCAGCAUCACUUGGACUCCAUAUUCAUGCUGCUGGAGGACAACAUGGUGACUUUUCUGAAGAAGGAGCUGAAGAAGAUCCAGAAGGUUCUGAGUCCAGAUUACCCAGAAUGCUCAGAGAGUCAGAGGAAAGAUGAGGAGGAUUUGGAGGAUGAUGAUGAAGAGCAGAGGAGCAGCAGAGAGAUGCUUCAGCAGAUCACAGUGUUGUUCCUGAGGAGGAUGAAGCAGGAGAAGCUGGCUGACUGUCUGCAAAGCAAUGUUGCUGCUGCAGUUUGUAGACGUGAACUUAAAUGUGCUCUGAAGAAGAAGUUCCAGAGAGUGUUUGAGGGCAUCGCUAAAGCAGGACAGAAGACCCUCCUGAAUGAGAUCUACACAGAGCUGUACAUCACAGAGGGAGGGACUGCAGAGGUCAACGAUGAACAUGAGAUCAGACAGAUUGAGGCAGAGUCCAGGAGAACAGACAGAGCAGAAACAGGCAUCAGACCAGAAGACAUCUUUAAAGGCUCACCUGGAAGAGAUGGACCAAUCAGAACAGUGAUGACACAGGGAGUGGCUGGCAUCGGGAAAACGGUGCUAACGCAGAAGUUCACUCUGGACUGGGCUGAAGAAAAAGCAACCAGGACAUCCACUUCAUGUUUCCAUUGACU
Molecule: messenger RNA, 1044 nt
Organism: Acanthochromis polyacanthus (spiny chromis)
Lineage: Eukaryota; Metazoa; Chordata; Actinopteri; Pomacentridae
Product: NACHT, LRR and PYD domains-containing protein 3-like
Exons: 6
Coding region: 125-1042 (305 amino acids)
Source: RefSeq, a predicted model, not a curated record